UUAUGUAUUCUGUAUCUUUCAGCCAAAUCUGCGAAGGAACUGCUUAUCUCCUCAUAUCAAGAAAGCCUUCAAAUUGUACAUGAAGCCUUACUUCACUCUAGAGAACGACGAAGCACAUCCUCGCCUUCCACAAAUGUGUUUACAUUCCUUCGGCAAACAGAGCCGGAGACCCUGGAGAUUUCCCAAGCUGCAGAGGUUUUUCAAACAACUUUGCAAGUCCUAAAGAACAGAGCAAGACACAGACACAAAAGGGAUGUCACGGCACCAGCAUUGCUUUCUUGGGAGGAUGUGGAGCUAAUUGCAGAGCUGUCUCAAUGUCCUCCUGCAACACAUCCAACCAUCUGUCAGCACAGUCAUCUCAACAAGUACCGCUCUAUAUCUGGCCUCUGCAAUAACAGGCAAAAUCCUCUCUGGGGAGCAGCCAACACUCCCUUGGUCAGAUGGCUUCCAGCUGAAUAUGAAGACGGAGAGAGAGAACCCAAGGGUUGGAACCGAGGACGGCUCCAUAAUGGAUUCCAACUUCCCCCGCCACGGGAAGUCACCAAGAAAAUACUGAAGAGUUCUUUUAAAUGGAAAGAUGAUGUGUAUUCACACCUGCUGGUGGAGUGGGGCCAGUACAUUGACCAUGACAUAACAUUUACACCUCAAAGCACUGGCAGUGGUGUGGACUGUUUGAACACAUGUGAAAAUGUGCAUCCAUGCUUUCCCAUUGAGACAGGUGAUAUCUCUGGUGCACAAGGCUGCAUGCCUUUUCAUCGCUCCAUACCAGCCUGCUUCGUCAAUUUUGGGUCUGAUAUUGGACAAGCUCUGCAGCGACAACAGAUGAAUGCAAUCACAUCAUUCAUGGAUGCUCAGGUUGUGUAUGGCCACACUCCAAAGCUGGAGAGCUUCCUUCGUGACCUCUCGGGCUUUAAUGGAAAACUUGCUGUCAAUGACCAAUUUAAGGAUCCCAAAGGAAGACCCUACCUUCCAUUCAUAGCCACUCUGCCUUCAGCCUGCCAACAGGAUCUGCAGGGGGAGAGAGUGGAGUGUUUCAGUGCUGGAGACAGUCGGGUCAAUGAGGGUCUGCCCCUGAUCUCUUUGCAUACACUGUGGCUUAGGGAACACAAUCGAAUUGCAGAUGCAUUGAGACACAUUAAUGACCACUGGAGCCCGGAGACUAUAUACCAAGAAACUCGAAAGAUUAUUGGAGCUCUGCACCAGAUCAUAACCAUGAGAGAUUAUGUUCCAAAAAUUAUUGGCCCGGACUCUUUUGAAUAUUAUAUUGGACCCUAUGGGGGAUAUGAUCCAACUACGGACCCCACAGCCUCCAAUGUUUUUGCCACUGCUGCAUUCAGGUUCGGCCACGCUACUGUCUCUCCAAUCCUCAGGAGACUGAAUGAGAGCUUCCAGGAACAUGAGCACUUCCCCCACUUGAGACUGCACAACACUUUCUUCAGUCCAUGGAGAAUAGUCAAAGAAGGUGGAAUUGAACCAAUCCUGAGAGGUGUAAUUGGAACUAAAGCACAAGCUGUUAGGGCAAACAUGUUGUUGACAGAAGAGCUAACAGAGAGGCUGGACGUCCUUAACGUGCCACAGCACAUGGACCUGGCUUCGCUGAACCUGCAGAGAGGAAGAGAUCAUGCUCUCCCAGGAUAUAAUGAUUGGAGAGCAUUCUGUGGACUGAAGCGCAUUAAGACACUGGAUGAUUUCAAGGAGGUUGUGAGAGACUGGAGGGCUGCUGAGAAGAUAUUAAAAAUAUACAAACAUCCUGACAAUAUUGAUGUAUGGCUUGGAGGGCUUGUUGAAAACUUGCUGCCGGACUCAAGAAUCGGUCCCCUCUUUGCUUGCCUGAUAGGAAAGCAGAUGAAAGCGCUUCGUGAUGGUGAUAGGUUUUGGUGGGCAGCUGAAGGUAUGUUCACCCAGCAACAGAAGGCUGAGCUUUCAAAAGGUUCUCUGUCUCGUAUCAUCUGUGACAACAGCGACAUAAGGGAAGUCCUUCCUGAUUCUUUCAGGUUUGGGAAAUACCCAUCUGAUUACAUCUCUUGUGAGCAUAUACCAUCAAUGAAUUUGGAAGCCUGGAGAGAGGAGAAGAGCCGAGACUUAGAACAGUGUGGUGCUCCAGGAGAAAUAAAGAAUGGGGAUUUUAUUUUGUCCUCUACAUCUGGCAGAUUGGUCGCUCUGUACUCCUGUUACCAUGGUUUCAAGUUAAAGGGUGCCACAGCAAUAGUUUGUGAGGGAAAUCGAUGGAGUGAUCAACCCCCACAAUGUACAGGUACAUGA
Molecule: messenger RNA, 2262 nt
Organism: Micropterus salmoides (largemouth bass)
Lineage: Eukaryota; Metazoa; Chordata; Actinopteri; Centrarchiformes; Centrarchidae
Gene: tpo
Product: thyroid peroxidase
Exons: 11
Biological process (GO): response to oxidative stress
Molecular function (GO): heme binding; peroxidase activity
Source: RefSeq, a predicted model, not a curated record